Messenger RNA from Ficedula albicollis (Collared flycatcher), 1782 nucleotides. RefSeq names its product chromosome 6 open reading frame, human C10orf54 (gene VSIR). Bases 227 to 1141 code for a protein of 304 amino acids. The transcript is spliced from 8 exons. The record is from RefSeq and is a predicted model, not a curated record. Gene Ontology annotation, biological process: positive regulation of regulatory T cell differentiation; negative regulation of CD4-positive, alpha-beta T cell proliferation; regulation of immune response. Gene Ontology annotation, cellular component: plasma membrane. Lineage: Eukaryota; Metazoa; Chordata; Aves; Passeriformes; Muscicapidae.
AGCGAGGCUGUAAGGGGAGAAACCCAGCAAGGGGAUGGGGUCCGAAGCCAUCCCCACCCGCGGGUGCUCCCUGCAGCCUCUCACCUCCGGGGGGUGCUCGCCGUUCUCGUCAGCGCUGCAAUGAAAUUUCCUGUGUGUGUGCGAGUCCGGCUGGCGCUGCGGGGCUGCUCAGAGCGUGCGGUGGCUCCGCAGAGGCCACCUCGGUGUCCCCUGUCCCCCUGCCACCAUGGGGACAGCGAACCCCCGGACCGGGCUGCUCCUGGCUGCGCUCUGCCUGCUGGCUUCCCACGGAGGAAGGGCAGCAGCUUUCCUGAUCAGCACCCCCUACUCGCUGUUCGUGUGCCCCGAGGGCCAGAACGUCACCCUGAGCUGCCGCAUCAGCGGCGCCCUGGCCGAGCGCCACGACCUGCUCUACAAAACCUGGUACUUCAGCAGCACGGGCGACCAGAGCUGCUCCGACAAGAGGCACGUCCGCAACGUCACCGAGAAGGAGCUGCACCACGACCUGGCCAGGCACCACAACGGCUCCCAGAAAUCCCCCCUGGGCCGGCACCGCGGCGUGGAGUUCGUGCCCGACCGCCACGGCGCCUUCCACAUCGUGGUGAUGAACCUGACGCUGCAGGACAGCGGGAAUUACUGCUGCUACGCCGUGGAGGUCAGGAGGGAAGGGCACGGCAAGCCGCACACCAUGCAGGUGGCUCACGGCUUCGUGGAGCUGCAGAUCCAGCCAGGCAAAGGAGGGCUUCAAAACUGCACAUUUCACACUGCCACCGGCAAAGAUAUCACGGCCGCCGCGCUGGCCACGGGCGCCUGCAUCGUGGGCAUCCUCUGCCUGCCCCUCAUCCUGCUCCUCAUUUACAAGCAGAGACAAGCUGCCACCAGCAGACGUGCCCACGAGCUUGUCAGGAUGGAUAGCAGCGCCCAGGGCAUCGAAAACCCCGUGUUCGAGGCGGUGCCGCCGGCGGGCGCGGAGCCACGGCCUCGGCCCCAGCUGUCCUACGUGGCCAGCAGGCUGCCCUCAGAGUCUGGCAGGCACCUGCUCUCGGAGCCCAGCACCCCCCUGUCCCCCCCUGGCCCCGGGGAUUGCUUCUUCCCCACCCUGGAUCCUGUUCCCGACUCACCGAAUUCCUUGAAAGCCUAAAGACCCCAGAGGAAACCACACAUCCUGGAGACCAAGACAACAGCCCCAGGAGGGUGGCAGGUCCAGGGGCAGCAAGGCCUUAGGAAAUGAAGCUGUGUGCAGGAUUCCUGCCCUGGUCUCCCAUCCUGCCACUGCUCUGGGACUGGAAGCAAACCUCUCCUGCUCGGAUCUCGAUUUUUAACUGCGUGGCUCUGUACUGCUCACGUUUUACAGACUGGCUGAAAACUGAGGAUGUGGGGAUGAUGGAAGGAUGUCCUGCACCUGCAGACUUCCCUGAGGAUUAACUUAUUGCCAGGGUCUGAGCUCUGCAACAUCAACACGUUUCUGGAUCCUUGACUGAACAUCCUCUCUGGGAGUGGAUGGUAAAAUACUUUACUCAGCAUGGAACAAAACAGGAUCACCAGCCAACCUUGUACUACCUUUUUCUCUGCAAAACAGGAAGGGGAGAGGCUCCCUGCUGCCACCAGAGCCUUCUUUCCUUACCAGCCUUUUGAAAUGGCCAUGGACUUGUGGUGCUGCUGUCUUUUCAGCAGGACACAUGUUGGGAGGAGCCUCAUUUCUGCUGCGGUUUUAUCCUUGGCUUGGGAUCCGGGCAAUUUAUCUUUCUGUUUGUUUCAUUAUCAGUGCUGAUUAAAAGGGAA